AUCUGAAAAUCUCAAACCGGAAGUACUUUUAUAAUUUCCACUUGCUUGACGGGCAGAAGUGAAAUUUGCACUGGUUCACUUUCUGUAAACAGACUUAGCAAGCGGCAGGUUGUUGUGUCGGUUCAAGCUAACUGUAGUUAAAGGGUUUCUCGCUCCGUGAUGUCGGGUCACGGUCACGGCCACGGCCACGGCUGCGAGGGGGAGCACGAGCCCGCGGAGAGGGGUCUGGAGUACGGACUGUACCGGAGGAUAGACCUGGAGAAGCUGCAGUGCCUGAACGAGAGUAGAGACGGGGACGGAAAGCUGGUGUUCAAACCGUGGGAUCGGCGGAACGAGCGGGACAAGUAUGUUGAGAGUGAUGCAGAUGAAGAGCUUCUGUUCAACAUCCCUUUUACAGGCAGCGUGAAGCUGAAAGGCAUCAUCAUCUCUGGGGAGAAUGACGACUCUCAUCCAGCUGAGAUCCGACUGUACAAGAACAUUCCUCAAAUGUCCUUCGACGACACCGGCAGAGAACCCGAGCAGGCCUUCAGACUCAACAGGGAUCCUGUCGCUGAGCUGGAGUACCCCACAAAGAUCGCUCGUUUUUCCAACGUGCAGCACCUCUCCAUCCACAUCUCGAAGAACUUUGGAGCAGAGAGCACCAGGGUCUACUACAUCGGUCUAAGGGGAGAGUACUCGGAGGCUCACAGACAUGAAGUGACAAUCUGUAACUACGAAGCAUCAGCCAACCCUGCAGAUCACAAAGUGGAGAGCGUCAUCCCACAAACCAACUUCAUUUCCUGAAAAAGCUUCAGAGCGUUAGAAGGAAAAGAGGCAGGAAGAGAGGUUUCUGCUGGAGGUCGAUGAUGCAAAAAGUCUUGAGAGGAGUUCAACGCUGCGUAGCGGCAGGCUGGUUGAGCCUGGACCGGUGACUGGAACGCUGCACUCUGAAGACCAGAGAGCUCCAUAUGUGUCUGGAAGUGCCAUGUUGUAGCUCUGUUUUUCUGUCGCAAUAAAUAGUGAAUGCUUAAUAGACUUGUAUUAAUUGCAUGGAUCACUUGGUAAUUGGAUAACGUAUGUUUGACCUACAUACUCUGAUUAAUGCCUGAAGGUAUCCACCACUUUGAAUAAAACACAGACUGCUGGAAAUACA
Molecule: messenger RNA, 1132 nt
Organism: Gasterosteus aculeatus aculeatus (three-spined stickleback)
Lineage: Eukaryota; Metazoa; Chordata; Actinopteri; Perciformes; Gasterosteidae
Gene: pithd1
Product: PITH (C-terminal proteasome-interacting domain of thioredoxin-like) domain containing 1
Cellular component (GO): nucleus
Source: RefSeq, a predicted model, not a curated record